Hevea brasiliensis (rubber tree) is the source of this 1005-nucleotide messenger RNA. RefSeq lists its product as uncharacterized. The transcript has a single exon. Bases 355 to 822 code for a protein of 155 amino acids. Lineage: Eukaryota; Viridiplantae; Streptophyta; Magnoliopsida; Malpighiales; Euphorbiaceae. The record is from RefSeq and is a predicted model, not a curated record.
GAUAGACCUUAGAGCGCUUCAAUUCAAGCCAACCCGGGAGACGAUCAGAAAUUGGAGACCGCUGCAAGUUCUGAUUUCCCCAAGCAAUGAUGAUUCUCUUGUGUGCAAAUACUCAAAAUGCUUUCCUGAAAUUCUCUCUUCCCCAGUUUACACGGAAAUUGGUGACCAAACUACCAAAACUACCAACCCAGCCAUUCACUAGCAGGCAGGUGAACCACCUUAUCAAACACCUUUAUUCUGCUCAACCUCCAGCCAACCAUCAGAAACUCUUUGCUCUUCAUAUAUUUGAAGCCAACAGCAUUUCUCUUCAUCAUCCAAGAAUUAAAAAAAACAAAGUAUCAGGAUUACUUCAAAAUGUCAGGUAGCAAGUCAAUUGAAAAUGAGCGUGCAGGGGCAGAAAUUGUUUAUGGGGCUGAAGAGUGCCAUCGCCACUCCAUAGAACUUCUUGAAGAGCUAGGAUUUCCCAAGGGCGUUCUUCCCCUGCAAGAUCUUGAAGAAUGUGGGAGAGUUAGAGAAACUGGAUUUGUGUGGAUGAAGCAAAAGGCACCCAGUGAGCAUUUCUUUGUUGGAACCAAUACUAAGGUAAGCUAUGCCAUUGAGGUGACUGCCUAUGUAGAGAAGUUCAAGAUGAAGAAAAUGACUGGUAUUAAGAGCAAGCAGAUGUUUUUAUGGGUGCCAAUAAUUGAAAUGAGUAUUGAAGACCCAGCAAGCAAGAAAAUACACUUCAAGACUCCAAUGGGGAUUGGAAAGUCUUUCCCAAUCACAGCUUUCAUGACAGAUGAGGAGAAGCAGCAGAAGCAACUGGAGCAAUCCAUUGAAUGAAGGCUUGCUGAUUGCAUUUGGACUUCAUUUGGCCAUUCUCUUGAUGAUUGCUGCUGUCUUCCCUUAUGUUUUUUCCAAAUAAUUUCACCAUUGCACUUGGUGUCUAAAUUUCAUCUAAAUAUACAUUUAUGAAUGUCCCUGUUUGUUCUUCUUAUUUUAAUUUUAAUUUCAGCUUCAGUUUAA